CCCCCCCCCCUUGCAUAUUCAGGAUUUGAGGGAGGAGGGCCUUCCUCGGCCAUGUCAGGAAUAAAGGGAAAACAAAAAGAAGACAACCCCUGGGAGCUACGUAUGGACCUUGGUCAAGGAUGGUUCCUUGUCCAUUUCAGCCGCUUUUCUUUCAUUAUUUCGUUACUUGUUUUCCAAUGCACUGUUCAUGGGAACAUGGGGUUAAAGGACUCUUAGAUGGAAGCACAAACGAAAAGUAAACAUAUUCGAUGCAGUCAGGUCCUUGCGAGGACAAGAGAGAGGAUGUGUGCGUACCUAGGUAGGGUGAUAUUGCACAUGUAGGGGCCGACAGUCCACGACAACUUUCUCCCGCUCUGCAGGGGCGGGGAUGGCGGUUAAAAUGGGAAUUGGGCCAGUUGGGACAUGUCAUGUGCGGUUGGUUGUAUUAUCCCCCUUCCCUUCCCUGUAGAAUUGCCAGGCGCAAAGACGAAAUGAAAUGACACGAGGGGAAAAGAGAUGAGAAAGACGUCCAUAAGUGGACUCGAGCGAUAUACCUGUACGUGUAGAUCGGCGG
Messenger RNA from Sodiomyces alkalinus F11, 553 nucleotides. RefSeq lists its product as hypothetical. NCBI's taxonomy places the organism in Eukaryota, Fungi, Ascomycota, Sordariomycetes, Glomerellales, Plectosphaerellaceae. The record is from RefSeq and is a predicted model, not a curated record. The transcript has a single exon. Bases 52 to 216 code for a protein of 54 amino acids.